CGACCAAGUCCUGCCCGGCCCUCACCGGCUCUCUCGAGUCCCGCCCUCUGUCAUUUGGGGCUCCGCCUCCGAGCUUUUAGCCCCGCCCCUAGAACCUGGGCACCUGGCUCUCCUGCCGCCCUAGCCCGUCCCCCCCCAACCCCAAGACCCGAUUCCCUAACUGAGGAAACCCUGGGCCUCCUAGGCCUGGUCCUUGUGGUUCCUUUCGUCUAUCCGUUUCUCAGGCUGCGUGCCAGUGAGCCGUGAGGCAGCACCUCUCCGGCUGGCCGCUUGCGGGCUCCCCCGUGAGGGAGGGAAGGUUGUGGUCCUCUCCCUCUUGUCCUCUGCUCUGGACUCUGCCCCCAGUAACAGGUCAGGUGGGUGCUACUCCUAGACUCAGAGACUGGCCGAACAGCCCUGUGGAUUCACGCCCCUACCAGGGCCAAAAUGACAAGCAGGCAGCCAGGACCCUCGCCAAGGUAGAAUGGGUGAGGAGGGCCCCCCCAGCCUGGAGUACAUCCAAGCCAAGGAUCUGUUCCCCCCCAAGGAACUUGUGAAGGAGGAGGAGAAUCUUCAGGUACCCUUCACAGUGCUACAGGGUGAGGGAGUGGAAUUCCUGGGCCGGGCAGCUGAUGCCCUCAUUGCCAUCUCCAACUACCGGCUGCAUAUCAAGUUCAAAGACUCUGUCAUCAACGUACCCCUCCGGAUGAUUGACAGUGUGGAAAGUCGUGAUAUGUUCCAGUUGCACAUUGCCUGCAAGGACUCCAAAGUGGUGAGGUGCCACUUCUCCACUUUCAAGCAGUGCCAAGAGUGGCUCUCAAGGCUAAGCCGGGCCACAGCAAGACCUGCCAAGCCCGAGGAUCUCUUUGCCUUUGCCUACCAUGCCUGGUGCCUGGGGCUGACCGAGGAGGAUCAGCAUACCCACCUGUGUCAGCCAGGAGAGCACAUCCGAUGCCGACAGGAGGCAGAGCUCAUGAGGAUGGGUUUUGACCUGCAGAACGUCUGGAGGGUCUCGCAUAUCAACAGCAAUUACAAGCUAUGCCCUAGUUACCCCCAGAAGCUGCUGGUUCCUGUGUGGAUCACAGAUAAAGAGCUGGAGAACGUGGCUUCUUUCCGCUCCUGGAAACGCAUCCCUGUCGUGGUGUACAGACAUCUGCGCAACGGGGCUGCCAUUGCACGCUGCAGCCAGCCUGAGAUCAGCUGGUGGGGCUGGCGCAAUGCGGAUGAUGAAUACCUGGUCACAUCCAUUGCCAAAGCCUGCGCCUUAGACCCAGGGACAAGGGCCAGCGGGGGCUCCCUCAGCACUGGGACCACUGAUGCCACUGAGGCAUGUGACACUGAUUUCGAUUCUUCUCUGACUGCAUGCUCUGGGGUGGAGAGCACAGCAGCCCCUCAAAAGCUGCUGAUCCUGGAUGCACGGUCCUACACAGCAGCAGUGGCUAACCGGGCCAAGGGUGGAGGCUGUGAAUGUGAAGAGUACUACCCUAACUGUGAGGUCGUGUUUAUGGGAAUGGCCAACAUCCAUGCCAUCCGGAAUAGCUUCCAGUAUCUCCGGGCUGUGUGUAGCCAGAUGCCAGAUCCCAGCAACUGGUUGUCAGCACUGGAGAGUACCAAAUGGCUGCAACACUUGUCGGUGAUGCUAAAAGCGGCUGUGUUGGUAGCUAAUACAGUAGAUCGGGAAGGCCGGCCUGUGCUGGUGCACUGCUCUGAUGGCUGGGACCGCACGCCACAGAUUGUAGCCCUGGCCAAAAUAUUACUGGAUCCAUAUUACAGGACCCUGGAGGGCUUCCAAGUGUUAGUGGAGUCUGAUUGGCUGGAUUUUGGGCACAAGUUUGGAGAUCGCUGUGGCCAUCAGGAAAAUGCAGAGGACCAAAAUGAACAGUGUCCCGUGUUCCUGCAGUGGCUCGAUUCUGUUCAUCAGCUGCUUAAGCAGUUCCCCUGCCUGUUCGAAUUCAAUGAAGCAUUUCUGGUAAAACUGGUGCAGCACACAUACUCCUGUCUCUACGGCACGUUCCUGGCCAACAACCCCUGUGAGCGAGAGAAGCGCAACAUCUAUAAGCGGACAUGCUCCGUGUGGGCACUCCUGCGAGCUGGCAACAAGAACUUUCAUAACUUCCUCUAUACACCUGGUUCAGACAUGGUCCUGCACCCCGUGUGUCACGUCCGGGCCCUGCACCUCUGGACAGCUGUUUAUCUCCCUGCAUCAUCUCCAUGCACACUUGGAGAGGAAAAUAUGGAUCUUUACCUUUCCCCAGUGGCUCAGAGCCAGGAAUUUACUGGCCGUUCUCUGGACAGGUUACCUAAGACCAGAUCCAUGGACGAUCUUCUUUCUGCCUGUGACACGAGCAGCCCCCUCACCCGUACAUCCAGUGACCCUAACCUCAAUAACCACUGUCAGGAGGUCAGAGUCAGCCUGGAGCCCUGGCACAGCAGUCCUGAAGGAGCAGAGACCGUCUGCGUAGAAUCUGGGGUAGGAGGCCCACAGCUGACUGUGGGAGACAUGGGCCUUCCUCCUCCCCUGCCCAGUAGCCAGAAAGACUACCUGAGCAAUAAACCUUUCAAGGGUCACAAAAACUGUUCUCUCAGUUAUAAAUUGCUUAAUACUUCUGUGCCCUGGGAGAUGAAGAGCAACACCUCUGAGAUCAAAGUCCUGGAAGAGACUGAGGCGCCGGUCCCAGACCCUCCAGCCCAAGAGGAGCAGGGUAGGACUUGUGGUGGCUUAGGAAAGCCACCUGAACAGUGUCCUGCAAAGGAAGCUCUCAGUGCACUCUCUGAUGUUCCCAGCAAGUGUGGCGGAGCCUGUGGGCUUCCUGAUCCUCCCCAGGAUUCCCUUACAGGUUCUCCCAAACAGGUCCAUCUAGACUCUGUGCAGCCUGUGCCCACACGGUGUACUCCAGAUCACAGUCAGGGUAGCCUUUGCAAUCCACCGAGUGCUGCCAGCCAAACUCCUCAAGGGCCAAAUACUGACCUCUUCAGCCAAGAUACCCCUGGGUCUACAGCAACUAUCUCCCACCAGGAACAGCCUACUUCUGUGCCAGAUCUGAGCUACAAGAAGGAAGAUGCUGGCAGGAGAGGAAGCAAGAACGGGCAGUUGUUAGAAAAUCCUCGCUUUGGGAAAAUGCCAUUGGAGCUGGCCCGAAAGCCCAUUUCUCAGAGCCAGAUCAGUGAGUUCUCAUUUUUAGGGUCGAACUGGGACAGCUUCCAAGGGAUGGUGACUUCAUUCCCAAGUGGAGAGACCACUCCUCGGCGACUGCUUGCUUAUGGCUGUUGUAGCAAGAGGCCGAGCAAUAAGCAUAUUCGAGGUGCAGGGCCCUGCUCUGGGGGCCAGUGGGCUCAGAGAGAAGGCACGAAGUCACCUGUCUGUCCUAGUCAUUCCAGUGGACACUGUGCAGGCCCAGGAGGAAAGACCAGCCGUCUGUGGUUGUCCAGUCACCCAAAGCAAGUCUCCAGCACAAAGCCUUCUCUUCUGAGCUGCCCUUCUCCAGUGCCUCCUCUCUACCUGGACGACGACGGACUCCCCUUUCCCACGGAUGUGAUCCAACAUAGGUUACGGCAGAUCGAAGCAGCAUACAAGCAAGAGGUAGAACAGCUACGGCGACAGGUUCGAGAGCUUCAGAUGAGGCUAGACAUCCGUCACUGCUGUGCCCCUCCAGCAGAGCCCCCCAUGGACUAUGAGGAUGACUUUACGUGUCUAAAGGAGUCAGAUGGCAGUGACACUGAAGACUUUGGCUCUGAUCACAGUGAAGACUGCCUUUCGGAAGCAAGCUGGGAACCCGUUGACAAGAAGGAAACUGAGGUGACUCGCUGGGUUCCAGACCAUAUGGCAUCACACUGCUAUAACUGUGACUGUGAGUUCUGGUUGGCCAAACGAAGACAUCAUUGCAGAAAUUGUGGGAACGUAUUUUGUGCUGGAUGCUGCCACCUUAAGCUGCCCAUUCCUGAUCAGCAACUCUAUGACCCAGUUCUCGUCUGUAACUCUUGUUACGAACACAUUCAAGUAUCUCGUGCCAGGGAACUCAUGAGCCAACACCUGAAGAAACCCAUUGCUACAGCUUCCAGUUGAAUGCCAGAGGAGAUGAUCUGUCCAUUUUUUAGCAGGUUUGAAGGGAGGAUCUGCUUCAGGUGUAGUCUGGAAGGUUCCUUGGUAUGGCUCAUGAACACAGAGCUCAAAGAUACCGUCUUGAGAAAUCCUCCUUGGUACCAUGUGACUGGAGCAGAGGAAUUUUAAUUUGGCAGGAGAUUUUCUACUGGAGAGACCCUCACUUUGGGGUAAUGGUUCUGAUCCAGACCCAGAGUAUGGAGUCUUCACACUGAGUUGGUGACUCCAGCGUCUAUCUCCUGGAGGUCACGAGAUGAUUCAUAAAUAUUGUCUGGUGCACAGUGCCCAAACAGCAAUAGAAAGGCAUACUUCUAACCAAACUCCAAGUGAUAAUGAGACCCGUCUCUCCUCCACCUUGAAAAGAGCAGAUUAUAGUAUCCAAGAUAGGAACUCCCAUCCUGUUUGAGACGAACUCUAUUCUGUACCUCUGUGCUCUGUGUAUGUGCAUGAAGGCUCAGUCUCUUAGAGGCACUUCCUCUAGUUGCAUUAGUUCCGUCUUCUGUGGAGUUUGGUUCAAAGACUGGUUUGGCAAAUGGAGGUUUUGAUGUAUUUUCCACGUGGCUCACUGGCUAGCAUCAGCGAAUAUUCGGUUUUAGAGGGACAGUUCUAAGGAUUAAGACAUUUGGAAACAGGAAAACUCUGGUGAUGUUUAAUCUUGGCGAAAAUCAGUUAUUUGGAGCUGUGAAGGCUGUUGUCACUCUUACGCAGUGGCUGCUCUUGAGGUACGCACUGUGAAGAAUGAGAAAGGAAAAACAAAAUUAUCCUUGUGAAAUUCUGCUGACUGUGCCCUACUCUCUGCACCUGACUUUUCCUAGUUGUCCUGGUGCUAACAUGGGAGCUACACCUUGAUCCUCUCCUGGCAUGAAAAUCAAGGAUUCUGUUGUUCCACUGCCCACUUCCCCCAUGUUGUCUUUCCCUUGGCCGCUGCCUCCUCUGGGUCACACUGCUUCUUAUCCUGAACACUUGACACCUUGAGGGUAGAAUAUAGCAUUUGGUUUUUACCUCCUAGCAUAUGCUACUUGGUAUGUGAGGGUUUCAGUACAAAUGCUGCUGUCUAUUUUUGUGCACUUAACAAUGGAACCCAAACAGAAAGAAGAAAGCCUUGAUACCAAAACUGGGAGUGAUGAUGUGUCCAUUUGGACCAAACAUUUUGUUUUGUUUUAUUUUGAUUUUGUUUUCCAUCUUACUAUGUACCAGUGGCACUUAACCAAAAGAUACAGUAAUAUAGCCAUUUACUGUGGUUGGGACAGAUACAGUCUCCUUGGCUUAUAGUGAAAGCGCUAGGACUUCCUUUCUAUGUUUUCCUUAAUUCAUUGAUGUAGAAAAGAUAAAUUGCGUACUCUGUGUUAAAACUACAGCAGUUGUCUUUCUCACUGCUACUGUAAUGUUGCUUUCUAGAAAACAUUUUCAUUCCAAACUAACCAGAACCUACAUUUAGAAUAGGAAUUACUUAUCCUGACCUUUUCUUCAGUUCUACAGUGAGGCAUCUGUGCUCCUUUUAUACUUGCCAUGGAUGUAACCUAAAAAGUUUUGGCAUAUUUAGGUCAGCCUAGCAGAUUUUUUUUAUUCAUUUAAAUGGAGCUGAAUAAUGGAGAUUUUGUGUCUGAGAAAUUCCUAAGAUCAAUGAAAGAGUGACAAACUAUUUGUCUCUGAUACAUAAAAUUAUUUUAAGCAUUUUUCUCAAUCAUUAAAAUUUACUGCCAGUCAUGAGUGGCUUUUUAAUUACCAAUUUUCAUUGCACUUCACUCUGUUUUCAGGGGGAUCGAUAACAUUCGGGGAGACUGUAUCUGUCUACUUUGUGUGACUGUUUUGAGGGACUGUCCCAUCAGUGAACAAACUGCAUGGCCUUGGAGAGAGACUCCGGGCUUCUAGCUCAGAUGUGUUCAUCCUUUCAGAGCUGUUGUGGGUGUAAGUGACAUGAUGUGGCCAAAAAUCCAAACUGUGCAGUCGCGUUGUGACAAACAUGCAAUGUGCUGUAAAAACUCAAUACAGUUUAAAUAAAAUCUCUAUAUUAGUG
Meriones unguiculatus (Mongolian gerbil) is the source of this 6095-nucleotide messenger RNA. It is a transcript of the gene Mtmr4, whose product is annotated as myotubularin related protein 4. Gene Ontology annotation, biological process: regulation of autophagy; dephosphorylation. Bases 464 to 4042 code for a protein of 1192 amino acids. The transcript has 20 exons. The record is from RefSeq and is a predicted model, not a curated record. Gene Ontology annotation, molecular function: metal ion binding; protein phosphatase binding; phosphatidylinositol-3,5-bisphosphate 3-phosphatase activity. NCBI's taxonomy places the organism in Eukaryota, Metazoa, Chordata, Mammalia, Rodentia, Muridae.